This is a messenger RNA of Pogona vitticeps (central bearded dragon), 3136 nucleotides long. It is a transcript of the gene SPSB4, whose product is annotated as splA/ryanodine receptor domain and SOCS box containing 4. Gene Ontology annotation, biological process: intracellular signal transduction; proteasome-mediated ubiquitin-dependent protein catabolic process. The record is from RefSeq and is a predicted model, not a curated record. Lineage: Eukaryota; Metazoa; Chordata; Lepidosauria; Squamata; Agamidae. Gene Ontology annotation, molecular function: protein binding. Gene Ontology annotation, cellular component: SCF ubiquitin ligase complex.
AAUACUCCUGUUCAAAGUCCCAUCAAGAUCGAGUCCUGCUGUCUCUUUAUUUUUUUAAUUCGUCUUUCCGGAUUGUAUACAUAAUGUUUUAGAAAAACCCCUGCAAGAGAUACCCGAUCGACAGAGAGAUGCUGUUUCCUUGUUGUCCUGGAGUGUGUCUCCAGAAAACAUUGGUUCUGAUAGGAUCCAGAAAGGAGAAGUCCAUUUGAUACCCACAGAAGCAUUGGCUGAGCUUGAAAUGCUUCCAUGAGUUAACACUGGGCCUGGAUCCACCCACCCUUCAUUCCCUGCAGCCAAGGAAUCUGCAGCUGAACAAUGGGUCAAAAAAUCUCAGGGAGCAUAAAGUCUGUUGAUGUUCGAGAGCCCCCUUAUCGACCCGUCAAACGAGAACUGAGGGGGCCCGAUUUCUGCAAGCCGGCACGGCUGGAUAUGUUGUUGGAUAUGCCCCCGGCCCGUUUGGAGAUCCAAUAUAAACAUGCUUGGAACAAUGAAGAUCGGUCCUUAAAUAUAUUUGUGAAAGAAGAUGACAGACUCACUUUUCAUAGACAUCCGGUGGCUCAAAGCACAGACUGCAUACGGGGGAAAGUGGGCUACACCAGGGGCCUGCACGUUUGGCAAAUUCACUGGCCCACGAGGCAGCGAGGAACUCAUGCCGUGGUCGGAGUGUCAACAGCAGAAGCUCCUUUGCAUUCUGUAGGAUAUACCUCAUUGGUUGGUAGCAAUAGUGAGUCAUGGGGCUGGGACCUUGGACGUAACAAACUUUACCACAACUGUAAAAACCAGCCCGGGGUGACCUAUCCUGUGUUUUUAGAACCAGACGAGUCUUUUGUACUUCCUGACUCCUUACUGGUAGUUUUAGAUAUGGAUGAAGGGACGCUUAGCUUCAUUGUGGAUGGACAGUACCUUGGAGUGGCCUUCAGGGGGCUUAAAGGGAAAAAACUCUAUCCUAUAGUCAGUGCAGUCUGGGGGCACUGUGAAAUUACAAUGAGAUACAUCAACGGACUCGAUCCGGAGCCCCUGCCUUUAAUGGACCUGUGCCGAAGAUCAAUUCGCUUCGCUCUGGGCAGAGAACGCCUGCAUGAUAUAGAAACUCUACCCUUGCCUCAGUCUCUGAAAAAUUAUUUACAAUAUCAGUAAUAUGAUUCUAGAUCUCUCAAUGGUAGAAAUUGUUUACAUCAGAAUAUAAAUCUUCGUGGUGGAUAUUUUGAGUGUUAUUUAACUUUUUUUUGUUACACUUUUUUUAAAAAAUCAACCAUGGCAGAACAUUAUGGAGACUACUAUGGAAUGUGAAAGCUCAUUGAACUGGUUCGGUUCUUUCAGUGAAAACAAUUGUUGCCUACACUGUUAGCAGCCUUGUUAUGCAGAAUCCAAAGUAUGUCUUCAGAAGGCAGACCCAAAGUCAAGGUGCAGAUCUGACACUGGAUGUGCAUCACAUGAAAAGAUAAUCCUCAUAAGCAGCCCCUAUGGAAGGGGGACAGAUAUAUUUUUUGUACAGGUUACUGUAUGGCUAGAAAAAGAAAUGGCCACUGUUUGAAUGUUUCUCAAGCACCAAGAUAGUAACUCCGCAUGGAGAUAUCACUAGUAGACAAGGCAAGGUGUUGCAGUUCCUGUACAUAUCAGCUGUGAACCAAAGUUCUUUACAGAUAAGCUCAAUGCAGAAAUUUGCCCACUUGCAUGCAGGACUAAAACUGGGGAAAUCACCAUACACAUAGGGGGCCUGUGGUCAGGAAUACAGCCUGUAUUCCUGACCGCAGCAGCUCUGUCACAUGGUUACAGAGUCAUACAGCUCUAGCAUUCUUCUGCAUGCAUAAUGACAUGGGGGAAGAGCUACUUGUGCAUCGAUUACUCUGUCCCAGUUUUCGCUCUGCCCACAAGGAGCUGAAUAACUGACUAGGGCUUUAGGGGCUGCUUGCUCUCUUUUUUGAAGAGAGACACUCUUGUACAUACACCAGAUUCCUAUGUGUACUGUUGAAGGGAAUAGGAAAGGAACCCUUAUGCACAUGGAGCAUUGGAGCUGCAUCAGGACUGCUAGAUUGUGGCCUUUACUUUGAGGUGCUCAGCUUUUUCAGAAAACCUUUUUUUUUGAUACACCACCUGCCAUUUUUUAAAUUAUAUCUUAGAAUGGCUGUGUCUUGAUUUUUGAAGGUAGUUGAACCUCCGCCUUUCCAAAGGAACUGAGGUCAGUCUGCCAAACAGUUAAGUCAACAUACUUUCUUGAGCUGGUUUUUUUUCCCCUCCCCUUUAGCAGGAUGACAUUUGCUCAAGUCAGUGUUCUGUAGCUUAACCUGUCGCUGAUUAGGCUACAUAUCCAUUCCUUUUCAGUAUUUCCAUACUCUGUCAUAUUGCAUCAGUUAUGAAUUUUGAACAGAUUUUGUUAUAUGUCCCACAUUACUUCCAAAUAUUGAUUUUAAAAAUAAAAUAAAAUAUGUAUGUGAUAUGAGCAGUGUUCAUGUAAAGCUUUCCACACAUUCAUAUCUGCAUGCAUCAAGAUUCUCAGGGUUGCACAAGCUGGAGCUAGUCUGCUGCUGGAGCUGUGUGCCACCCCCUCUUAUCCAUGAUGAGUGUCCAAAAACUGUGGAGGAGUAAGUGCCCAACAUGUGCUAAUGUACAGAGCUCCUAAGCCGAAAGGGGCACCUUGUUUGAGAUGGUGUUUCCUUGAGUGUAGGAGCUUUCCACACAUAUAUUUUGUGCACUUGAAGAACUCAAUCUCACAAAUAUCUAUUGGGCAUUAAUCUGUGGAGGGGUUCAGGCAGUGGAUAUGGUAAGUCCAUAAAGCCAUCUCCAAGUGAUCUUUCAGUACACAGAAGGGUCGUGCUUUGUUUACCUGCUCAAGUUCUGUAGAGCAUACCAUAUUUUUCAUUUUCUCUCUGAAAGGGGGUGGGGGGAGUGGUUGCUCCCUUCAUUGCUUACAAUGUCUAUCCAUUCAUCAGGAUCAACUUAUUUUUAAAGACACUGCUUGUCUUUUUUUGCUCCAUUUCUUGCUAUGUGCAAAGUUCUCUGCCUGAUCAGUUACCUAGUUUUUAACUGGAAGUUGUAAUGGCAGUAUGUCGAAUGUUUAGACUGAGCUGCCUUCAGCAUAUUUUAAUGUGAAUUUACCGAAGAAUGAAGAAGUUUCUAAUAAAGUCUACUGUCGAAA